UGCUUCAACACUUCCAAUGCUCUCAUCGUUCCCAAAUCACCUUCCUCAAACUCACUAGCAGCAAAUUAACGUUCCGAAUCACCAGAAUUCUCACCUUCCUUAAGAGGCCUGUUCCAUUCUCACCUAAAUUCUCACCUUCCUCAAAUUAAAUCAACUUCAGGAUAUCUAUGGAUAAUGGUGAUAAAAGUUGGAUGAAUCUCCUGAGAUGGACGGAUGAGUAUAUCCAUGGAGUGAAUGAUUUUCUUGAUAAGGCAUUUGAAUGAGCGGCCCAAGGAGAUGAAAUAUUAUGCCCUUACAAAAAGUGCAUGAAUCUCUAUUGGUAUUAUAGAAAUGUGGUGGAGGAUCAUUUGGUUGUUCAUGGAUUUGUUGAUGGUUAUACCAAAUGGGUUUUCCAUGGGGAAGAAUUUUCCUCGAGAAAUACACCUCAUUCAAGCAAUGAUGAUGAAGGUUCUACCAUGCGUGACGAUCUUGAUGGACUACUUCAUGAUACAUUUAGAAAUAUAGAGGGUCAGGCAGGGGAUGAAGAAGAAGCUGGGGAAAGACUAUAUGAAGAUGCAAAGAAGUUUUUCAAAUUGCUGGAGGAAGUAAAACAAGAGUUAUAUCUGGGGUGUGAAAAUUUUAGUAAAUUGAGUUUCACUAUUCGAUUGUACUUGCUUAAAUCAUUGCAUGGAUUGAGUAAUGUGGCUUUCUCUGAUUUGUUAGAGUUGAUCAAAGAGUCAUUUCCAUUUGCUCAGGUACCAGAAUCUUUCAACAAGACUAGAAACAUGAUAAAAGAUUUGUGUCUUAAUUAUGAAAAAAUACAUGCAUGCCCUAAUGAUUGCAUGUUAUUGCAAAAUCAAAGGGUUUCGUCAUUGACAACAAAAAGAACCUUUCAAUCUACAAGGUCAAAUGCAAAUGAAGAAUGACAAUCAGAAGGUGGAUUACCUUAUCUUUGCAAAACCAAAAGGUUUUGUCGUUGACAACAAAAACAGCCUUGAAAGCUCUAAGGUCAAAUGCAAAUGAAGAACGAUAAUCCGAAGGUGGAUCUCAAUUGCAAGAACAAGUGCAGCAAGUGCCACGGAAUUGCACCUCUUCAACAACACAAGGAGUACAUGAACAAGUGCAACAAGGGAAUAUGGAUUCUAUCACUCCUGCAUCACAGGGAGUACAUGAACGAUCUGAUGAUUCUACCACUCAUGAAGCAGUUGAACAAUUUGAGGAACAAGGCCCCUCCUCACCAAAAAGAAAAAGAGGCUGUACUCAAAUGCCAAGGGCUCGUGGUAGAAAGGAGCGCAAAAUAAUCAUUCUAAAUGAGUAUAAUCAACCCGUUGGUCCUACUAAAGAGGUUGUAAAAGGGUUGGGUAGCUUCCUCGGCACAUUGGCAAGGAGUGGGACUUUUUGUCCUUUUAAUGUAUUUAAUUGGAGGAAACUUGACACAAAAGAUGAUAUGUGGAAAUAUAUCAAGUUUGCAGUGCUUGGAGAAAGUAUAAGAAUCAAUUGAAGAUAACUCACUUCACAAUCUAUGCGAAUGAUGAGCUUCGAAUGGAGAAUAGUCCAGUAGAUAUUUCGGAAUCUCACUUUAAGGAUAUCCUUAAAUAUUGGAACUCCGAUUCUCACAAGGUAAUUACAUCCAGAAUCUCUUGUCUUGUUGUAACAUAAUUGUUUUUUGGUGCAUGAGUCAAAAGAAUCAGAGGUAAAAUAGUACCGAACAUGAAUGUCUCAGUCCUUUCAAGAAUAAACUAAUUCUACUGUUUUACUAUUGUUGUAACUAGGGGUGGGCAUAAUAUGUUUAAAGUUGUUGCCUUCUACUAUAAGUUGUGACCUAUUGCAAGUUUUUACUAUUCGAUAGAUAAAUUUUGUUAUGUGUUCUGUUACCUAUUUUGUAUCAACUUCUACUUACUAUUAGCAGUUGUUGGUGUAUACCUGUGCUUUUUGACUUUCUGUGGUUUUGUGAUUAAUACCACAUACUUUGGUUGGAAUACAUAUUGUAUUGUCCCAAGAGAAGAAAGAUGGUUUGGGACGAUGUUACUCUCCUAGGCUUUGAUUAAUCUGUUUGCCACUGCUGAAGUGUUUAGGUGUUCUGUUUGCACGUUCUCUGUGUGCUUGUUCUUUAUAGUCUAUUAUUGGUUUCAUUUGUAGUGUAGUUACCUUUGUGUUAUUGUCUGCUGAGCUUACUUCUCUGCCCAGAUUCACAUUAA
Nicotiana tabacum (common tobacco) is the source of this 2177-nucleotide messenger RNA. RefSeq lists its product as uncharacterized. The record is from RefSeq and is a predicted model, not a curated record. NCBI's taxonomy places the organism in Eukaryota, Viridiplantae, Streptophyta, Magnoliopsida, Solanales, Solanaceae.